Messenger RNA from Prosopis cineraria, 2596 nucleotides. Its product is annotated as pentatricopeptide repeat-containing protein At5g66520-like. The coding region runs from base 386 to 2149 and encodes 587 amino acids. The record is from RefSeq and is a predicted model, not a curated record. Lineage: Eukaryota; Viridiplantae; Streptophyta; Magnoliopsida; Fabales; Fabaceae. Gene Ontology annotation, biological process: RNA modification. Gene Ontology annotation, molecular function: RNA binding; protein binding. The transcript has 2 exons.
CGUGUAUCUACUGGUUGCCCCGUCUCGCUACACAACUCAUAGUCAAUACUCAAAUUGAUGUUAUUUAUGCCAUCAUGUCAACUACGAAUGGCUCCACCUUGAGCAAUUCCUGCACGUAAGUUGGAUGUACAAAUUUGGCUAGUUAGUGUGCUUCUCACGUAGGGACAAAAUUUGUAGAAGAGCUCCUUGGCACGUGCAAUGCAGGUAACUUUGCGUUAUGAAAAAUGACAGAGAUAGUACUUAAUUCACAUGACUUGCAGAAUCAGAUUACUGUUCAAGGUAACUCAUUUAGCCCGUUGCUUGGACUGUGACUUCUACAUGUCCCAGAGUUUCAGUUCAGUGCUAUAAACCUUUUGCAGAAUCUGGAUAAGGGAGUCGCCUCAAGAUGAGCACCACAGCCACGAGUUUUCCAUCUGGCCUGAGACCCGAAGAGCUCCCAGCGCAGAACAGUACUCUCACAUCAAGGCUCUCGCACAAGAAAGUCCUAGACAUCCUCAAUAACAAAUGCGGCCAUUCUCCGCAGCAUCUCAGACAGGCUCAUGCUAUGAUCCUCAGAACUGGGCACUUUCAGGAUCAUUAUGUAUCUGGCACCUUGGUCAAAUGCUAUGCGAAUCCUUAUUUCAACGACUUUGCCUUGGCAAUCAGAGUUUUCCAUCAUAUCCCAAGCCCCAACGUGUUCGUGUGGAAUAUAAUUCUCAAGGGAUGCUUGGAGAACAACGACCCAGAUAUGGCCAUAUCGUCUUAUAAAAACAUGCUGGUCUUCAAUUCUAGGCCUAAUAAUUUCACUUAUCCCACUUUGCUCAAGGCUUGUGCCCUUGCGGGUUCUGUUGAAGAAGGGAUUCAAUUUCAUGCCCAUGUGGUGAAACACGGGCUCAGUGGGGAUGGUCACAUUAAGAGUGCCGGGAUUCAAAUGUAUUCGUCAUUUGGGCUAGUGAAAGAGGCCAGGAAAAUUCUUGACGAUAAAGAUGGUGAAUCCGACGUCAUCUGUUGGAAUGCCAUGAUCGAUGGAUAUCUGAAGUGUGGACUAGUGGAAGCUGCCCGUGAGGUGUUUGAGAGUAUGGCGGAGAAGAACGUAGGCUCUUGGAAUGCAAUGAUAAGCGGGUUAGCUAGGUGCGGGAUGAUUGAUUGUGCAAGGAAACUGUUCGAUGAUAUGAGUGACAGAGAUGAAAUUUCUUGGAGUGCUAUCAUAGAUGGGUAUGUCAAAGAAGGGUGUUUUAAAGAGGCUUUGGAAGUUUUUAACGAAAUGCAACGACAAAAUAUAAGGCCAAGAAAGUAUAUACUAGCAAGCAUGCUAACUGCUUGUGCUAAUUUGGGAGCUUUAGAUCUUGGUCGAUGGAUUAAUUCAUAUAUGGAAAGGAAUUUUAUUCAAAUGGAGGCAGUCUUGGGGACUGCUUUGGUUGAUAUGUAUGCCAAAUGUGGGCGUUUAGACAUGGCGUGGGAGGUCUUUGAGAAUAUACCAGUGAAGGAAGUUUCCACUUGGAAUGCUAUGAUAGGGGGGCUUGCUAGUCAUGGCCAAGCAGAUGAAGCAAUCAAGCUGUUCACGAAGAUGAAUGAGGAAAAGCUGAAGCCAAAUGGAAUUACUUUUGUUGGCGUUCUAAAUGCCUGUGCACAUGCAGGAAUGGUUGACAGAGGUCUAGCCUUGUUGCAUUCAAUGAAAGAAGUAUACGGGAUUGAGCACGAGAUAGAGCAUUAUGGUUGCGUGGUCGACCUCCUGGGAAGAGCUGGACUUCUUGAGGAGGCAGAGAAGUUUAUAGAUUCUAUGCCAAUGGAACCCAAUGCAGCCGUUUGGGGGGCGCUUCUAAAUGCUUGCAGAAUACACAGAAAUGUAGAGCUAGGAGAAAAGGUGGGAUGGAUUUUGCUUGAUAUGGAGCCUCAAAACAGUGGUCGUUAUACAUUAUUAUCAAACAUCUACGCGAAGGCAGAGAGAUGGGAUGAUGUUGCAAGAGUUAGAAAGUUGAUGAAGGAGAGAAGAAUCAAGACUAUUCCUGGAAGUACCAUGAUGGAUUUGGGCGGUGCAGUUCAUGAGUUUAAAAUGGGAGAUGGGUCACACCCACAAACGAAAGAAAUCUAUUCGAUGUUGGAAAGUAUUAUGGAGAAGCUGCGUGCGGAAGGCUAUUCUCCAAAGACUUCAGGUUUCCUUCGACAUUGAUGAGGAAGAAAAGGAAACUGCACUUAGUCUGCACAGCGAAAAGAUUGCAAUUGCUUUUGGACUCCUUCGUACAGAACCAGGAACAACACUCCGCGUUGUAAAGAAUCUGAGGGUUUGUGAGGACUGCCACUCUGCUUUCAAGCUCAUCUCUCAAAUAUACAGCCGCGAUAUCAUUAUGAGGGACCGUGUGCGCUAUCAUCAUUUCAGGAAUGGGGUUUGUUCAUGCAAGGACUUUUGGGAGUUAUUUAUCAGAGGAUAAAAGAACAGCUCCAGUAUAGUGGAGCAAUAAUCCUGGCUGUCCCUUAUUGACUUAGGAUUAAGAGCAUGGCUGAUACUUGGUAGGAUCAUUUCCUUAGCGGAGUAAUAGUGAAAAUGUGUAUAGAUGUUCAUAAACUUGUCGUUCACUAUCAUCAUUCAUCCGGGUAAAUAUAUUCUCUAUUCAUAUUA